Molecule: messenger RNA, 3843 nt
Organism: Castor canadensis (American beaver)
Lineage: Eukaryota; Metazoa; Chordata; Mammalia; Rodentia; Castoridae
Gene: Aebp1
Product: AE binding protein 1
Biological process (GO): regulation of DNA-templated transcription; protein processing; peptide metabolic process
Molecular function (GO): RNA polymerase II transcription regulatory region sequence-specific DNA binding; zinc ion binding; DNA-binding transcription repressor activity, RNA polymerase II-specific
Source: RefSeq, a predicted model, not a curated record
CCCGCGUCCUUCCCUGACACUCCUCCUACGCCCCGUCCCAGAGCCCCCCCCAACUCCGUCCUCUUCCUGGAACCCCCCUUCACCCCUGUCCAGAGCCUCGGCACCCCCCACGUCCCUGCUAGAGCCCCACCAGUGCUGGGGCCAUGGCGGCCGUGCGCACUGCGCCCCUGCUCGGCUGUCUCCUGGCGCUGCUGGCUCUGUGCCCCGGGGGGCGCCCACAGACUGUGUUGACUGACGACGAGAUCGAGGAGUUCCUCGAAGGCUUCCUGUCCGAGCUGGAGCCCGAGCCCGAGGAGGACGACGUGGAGGCCCUGCCGCCUCCCGAGCCCACCCGACGUGCUCGCAAAACCCAGGCAGGGAGCAAGCCGGGGACGGCCGAAGCACCUCCAGAAAAGGCCAAAGACAAAGGGAAGAAAGGGAAGAAGGACAAAGACCCCAAGGCAACCAAACAGCCCCUGGAGGGGUCCCCCAGGCCACCCAAGAAGGGGAAGGAGAAGCCACCCAAAGCCACCAAAAAGCCCAAAGAGAAGCCCCCCAAGGCCACCAAGAAACCCAAGGAAAAGCCCCCCAAGGCCACCAAAAAGCCCAAGGAGAAGCCACCUAAAGCCACGAAGAGGCCCCUGGCAGGGAAGAAGCACUCCACUCCAGUCCCCUUAGAAACCCCAGAGUGGCCACUGCUCCCGCCCCCCAACUCUGGUUCUGAGGAGCCACCCCAGGAAGGAGGGGGUGCCCUUCCAAAUACCUGGCAGGGUCAAGGAGAGGAGACAUAUGUGGAGGCCGGGGAGCACCAGCCUGAGCCAGAGGAAGAGACAGAGGGGCCCACCCUGGACUACAACGACCAGAUAGAGAGGGAGGACUAUGAGGACUUUGAGUACAUCCGGCGCCAAAAGCAGCCCAGGCCUCCGCCCAGCAGGAGGAGGUUCUGGCCAGAGCGCCCCGAGGAGAAGACUGAGAAGCCAGAGGAGAAAGAGAUCAAGACACCUCUGAAGCCUCUGCUGCCUCCUGACUAUGGGGAUGGCUACGUGAUCCCCAACUAUGAAGACAUGGACUAUUACUUCCCACCACCUCCACCACAGAAGCCUGGCCCUGAACAGGAGACAGAUGAAGAGAAGGAGGAACUGAAGAAACCCAAAAAGGAGGGCAAUAGCCCCAAAGAGGAGACGGAGGACAAGUGGGCUGUGGAGAAGGGCAAGGACCCCAAAGGGCCCCAGAAGGGCAAGGAGCUGGAGGAGGAGUGGGCUCCGGUGGAGAAAGUCAAGUGCCCGCCUAUCGGGAUGGAGUCACACCGCAUAGAGGACAACCAGAUCCGUGCCUCCUCCAUGCUGCGCCACGGCCUGGGAGCACAGCGUGGCCGGCUCAACAUGCAGGCUGGUGCCAACGAGGAUGACUACUAUGAUGGUGCCUGGUGUGCUGAGGAUGAUUCACAGACCCAGUGGAUCGAGGUGGACACCAGGAGGACGACCCAGUUCACAGGUGUCAUCACCCAGGGCCGAGACUCCAGCAUCCAUGACGACUUUGUGACCACCUUCUUCAUUGGCUUCAGCAAUGACAGCCAGACAUGGGUGAUGUACACCAAUGGCUAUGAGGAAAUGACCUUCCACGGGAAUGUGGACAAGGACACACCUGUGCUGAGUGAGCUCCCGGAGCCAGUGGUGGCCCGCUUCAUCCGCAUAUACCCACUCACCUGGAACGGCAGCCUGUGCAUGCGUCUGGAGGUGCUGGGCUGCCCAGUGACCCCUGUCCACAGCUACUAUGCACAGAAUGAAGUGGUGGCCACUGAUGACCUGGACUUCCGGCACCACAGCUACAAGGACAUGCGCCAGCUGAUGAAGGUGGUGAACGAGGAGUGCCCCACCAUCACCCGCACAUACAGCCUGGGCAAAAGCUCUAGGGGGCUCAAGAUCUACGCCAUGGAGAUCUCAGACAACCCUGGGGAGCACGAGUUGGGGGAGCCUGAGUUCCGCUACACAGCUGGGAUCCAUGGCAACGAGGUUCUAGGCCGAGAGCUACUGCUGCUGCUCAUGCAGUACCUGUGUCGCGAGUACCGUGACGGGAACCCGCGUGUGCGCAGCCUGGUGCAGGACACCCGCAUCCACCUGGUGCCCUCGCUGAACCCCGAUGGCUAUGAAGUGGCAGCACAGAUGGGCUCAGAGUUUGGGAACUGGGCCCUGGGGCUGUGGACCGAGGAGGGCUUUGACAUCUUUGAGGACUUUCCGGAUCUCAACUCUGUGCUCUGGGGAGCUGAGGAGAGGAAAUGGGUCCCUUACCGGGUCCCCAACAAUAACCUGCCCAUUCCUGAACGCUACCUGUCCCCAGAUGCCACGGUGUCCACAGAGGUGCGGGCCAUCAUCGCCUGGAUGGAGAAGAACCCCUUUGUGCUGGGAGCAAAUCUGAAUGGUGGUGAGAGACUCGUGUCGUACCCCUACGACAUGGCCCGCACACCCAGCCAGGAGCAGCUGUUGGCUGCAGCCAUGGCAGCUGCCCGAGGAGAGGACGACGAGGAAGCAUCUGAGGCUCAGGAGACCCCAGACCAUGCCAUCUUCCGCUGGCUAGCCAUCUCCUUCGCCUCCGCCCACCUCACCAUGACCGAGCCGUACCGGGGAGGGUGCCAGGCCCAAGACUACACCAGCGGCAUGGGCAUUGUCAAUGGGGCCAAGUGGAACCCCCGAUCAGGGACUAUCAAUGACUUCAGUUACCUGCACACCAACUGCCUGGAGCUGUCUAUCUACCUGGGCUGUGACAAGUUCCCCCAUGAGAGCGAGCUGCCCCGGGAAUGGGAGAACAACAAGGAGGCACUGCUUACCUUCAUGGAGCAGGUGCACCGUGGCAUCAAGGGUGUGGUGACAGACGAGCAAGGCAUCCCCAUUGCCAAUGCCACCAUCUCCGUGAAUGGUAUCAACCAUGGCGUGAAGACAGCAAGUGGUGGCGAUUACUGGCGCAUCCUGAACCCAGGUGAGUACCGCGUGACAGCCCACGCUGAGGGCUACACCUCCAGUGCCAAGACCUGCAAUGUGGACUAUGACAUUGGGGCCACCCAGUGCAACUUCAUCUUGGCUCGCUCCAACUGGAAGCGCAUCCGGGAGAUUCUGGCCAUGAAUGGAAACCGGCCCAUCCUGCGCGUGGACCCUUCGCGCCCCAUGACGCCCCAGCAGCGGCGCCUGCAGCAGCGGCGCCUGCAGCAACGGCUAAGGCUACGCGAGCAGCAGCGGCUGAGGCGCCUCAAUGCCACAGUGGGCUCUACGACAAGUCCCUCCCCUGCCCUCACCUCACCCCCCACCUCUGCCCCCACUCCAAGCACCACCUCGGAGCCCUGGGGCCUUGUGCCCACAACCAUCACAGGCUGGGAGGAAUCGGAGACCGAGACCUACACAGAGAUUGUGACAGAGUUUGUGACAGAGUUUGGGACUGAGAUGGAGCCCGAGGAGGAGGAGGAAGUGGAGGAGGAGGACGAAAUGGCCACUGGCCCCACGUUCCCCUUCACGACAGUGGAGACCUACACGGUGAACUUUGGGGACUUCUGAGACCAGAAUUCCACCAUUGCCCUGGCCCAGCUCAGCUCAGCAGCAUUUCCCAGGCUUGUACCCACAGUCACACAGCCGUUGCCGCAAAGAAGGUCCCCUGGGGUGAGCCCUCCAGAUGGCAUGAAGGCAACCAGGACUCAAGAGCAGAGUCAGCAGAGGCUCCUGUUCUGUCUGCCAGCCUUCAGAGAGGGGGCAGGUGAGGAAGCCAAGGCCACACCAAUAAAACAAGCUCAUGGCACUGGCCACUGCUGUUCUGAUGGGCUCAGGGGAGGAGGCAGACCUUGAUGGGGUCCCAUCCCAAGUAUGAGCAGGAGCUCGAGGC